Messenger RNA from Culex pipiens pallens (northern house mosquito), 5224 nucleotides. RefSeq names its product sarcolemmal membrane-associated protein-like. Lineage: Eukaryota; Metazoa; Arthropoda; Insecta; Diptera; Culicidae. The coding region runs from base 1206 to 4193 and encodes 995 amino acids. Gene Ontology annotation, molecular function: protein binding. The transcript has 10 exons. The record is from RefSeq and is a predicted model, not a curated record.
UAGAGUGUAAAAUCGUAGUAGCUUUUCAUUGCGCGAAUCUUUCAAACCCGAUUUUGUGUCUCCCCGCUGCGGUCAGUGCCUCUCGGGAACCUGUGCGAGCGUCCGGAUUAUUCGUCAAGAUUAGUUUUUUUGGUUGGUGGUCUCGCGUAUUCGAUGGUUACCGUUGGAUAAAGAGUGUCUGGAGCUGGAGUAGUCUGCGGGUUUUUUAAAAGGUUCGUCGAAGAAAGGAUUUUUUUUGUUUUUUUUCUCCCCCGACAUCCGCGCCUUCCGAAAUCCGAACGGACCACUAUUACUGUGGCCAUCGUCGUCGCCGUGUGACCCCUCCGGAAGCGCCCCUGCAAUUGGUUGACCAAUUGCUCACGCACCAGGAAUAGAACCCAGUUUUAUUUUUUUCGUCGAUUGCGAAACCAUACUCGGGUUGAACGGGGUUGAAAAAAGAGGAGAGAAAAAUUAUCCGUCGUUCCUCCUCCUGCCUGCUGCUGCUGGGUCGAAAUGCUAAUGGUGUCUCUUCUAAUGCAUCCACAGUUUGGUGAAUUUUGACAGGAAAAAGCGAAAUUUGCACUGCACCCGCAGGAAACAGGAAACGGAAGUGUCACGAAAGUCAAUGUCCCGCAAUCAUCCGAGUAGGCUGUGAGCAAAUUGGAUCCCCGAAAGAAGAAAGAAAAAAAAGUCGACACAAAUCGGUUUCCAAGGUGAAGGAAGGGAACCAGAAGAGAAGGGGGUUUGUGAAAAAAAAAUAAAAAAAGUUCUUCAAAUUGUGGCCAAAGUGAAAGGAAGUGGCAGUGAGUUGUGGGAGGCAAAACCACCAGCUUCAAGUGCAACGACGACGACGAGAUGUGCUGAACGGCCAAAAGUUCUCGCUUUUUGAGAGUGCUUCUUGAGUUUAGAGUGCGAGCAAAUAAAUUGGAGGAAAAAAGAAUUAGGAAGCGAAAAACGUCAUCGACCCGAAACAGCCGUGUUCGCCUACUUUGUUUUGGAUAUCGAAUUACUACAACAACGGAACGAAGGAGCCUUCGCAGGUGAAUGUCGUCGAAACGGAAAGGAUAACCGCAACGCAACACACACCGCGAGAGAAAGACCUGUCGGAGAAGUAACGGAACUCCGGAACGGCUCCCCUUCUCCAGGUGUGGUGUCGAAACCAUCGAGUCCCAUCUCUCCCGCCCACGCACCCACCCCACCGAUCAUCGCGGUGAUCAGUUCAGGUCAUGGUGAUUAUAAACAAUAGAGAUGAUUAUUUAUCCUUCCUGAAAGUGCCAGGAGUAAGAAUGCAAACUGCUGUAGUGAGCAACAACAACUCCUCGACGACGACACUCACCAGGGACUCGCAGGUCCAGCAGCAGGUUCAGCAACAGCAGCAGCAAAACAACAACAAUAACAACAACAACAUCGCGUUGCAGAACAAUACUAACGGCAGCAGCAACAACAACAACGGCAUCAACAGCAACGGAGUGAAUGUCAACAACAACAAUAACAACAACAACAUUAACAACAAUAACGGCCUCCCGGGACUGGCCAAGGCGGUGCUGAUCUGCCGGCAGAAUUCGCACCCCUUCAAUAACCGCACCCUAUUUCUCGAACCCCACCAGGAGGUCAAGGUUGGCCGGUCCGUCGCGCGGAACCGCGUCUCGGAGAACAAUGCCAUCUUCGACUGCAAGGUGCUGUCGCGGAACCACGCCGUCCUGUGGUACAACGACGGAAAGUUCUUCAUCAAGGAUACGGGCAGCAGUAACGGUACCUUCAUCAACAAUGUGCGCCUCAGCCAGACGAGCACCGAGUCGGAACCGUACGAGGUCAGCUCGGGCGACAUUGUCCAGUUUGGGGUGGACGUUAUGGAGAAUACGCGCCGCGAAACGCACGGCUGCAUAGUGGCCACGCUGAAGCUGUUCCUGCCGGAUGGGCGCGAAACCAAGGCGAGCCAGUCGAUCGGGGUGGGCGGCCAGAGCACGAAGAUUCCGCCGGUGGAUCUGUACCGGCUCAACCAGUACAUCCAGGAGGCGAACCAGCGCGAGCAGAUUCUGGAGACGAAGCUGACGAGUCUGCAGAAGAUGGUGGAGGCGACCAAACAAAACUCGGCCCUCGGCUGGCAGGCCAUGAUCGACGAGGACCGGCUGCUCAGCCGCAUCGACAUGCUCGAGAAGAAGCUGCAGUACUUCCAGAAGGGCAUGACCGACGACAAGCUGCGCGAGGAGGUGCUGAAGCUGCAGGACGAAAAGUACCAGUACCAGAACUCGGCCAAGGAAACGCUGUGGAAGGUGCACCAGGAGCGGCUGGACGCGACCCACAAGCUGACGGCGAUCGAAAAGGCCCUGUGCAGCAGCGAGGACGAGUGUUCGUUUUUGCGCGAGCAGCUCAGCAAGACGCAGCUGCAGUUACAGGAAGUAACUGGCAGACUGGAUGCACUGCAAAAUCAGUACGACGAGCGGGUUUCGGCCGGCGAGGAGCAGCUCAAGGCGAAAGAAUCUGAAGUGUCGAAUCUGAGCCACGAGAUCAACCUGCUGCAGGAGAAGAUUAGCUUCUACGCGUUUUACGCCUCGGACGAAGACGAUCAACAGCAGCAGCAGCAAGAGUACAACAACUCGGCGGUCUCGGAUUGGCUGCUCAAAUCUGAUAUUAAGAAAUUGGAAGGAUCUGAAGAUAUUAUUAAGGCUAUUUGUAACGAUGCCGAAGCUGAUGCGAACUCGGACGAGAAGGAGAUCAACCUGGAGGACAGCGUGAUGCAGCUGCAGAAGCGGAUCAUGACGUUGGAGCGUAAUAUCUCACUGUUUAUGGAGAACGACAGCAGGGUCGAGAAUGAAAACAACGAGCCAAACGACAACGCCAGCGUGACUUCGACGUCGACGACCAACACGACGGUUCCGGGUGCCGUGUCCAACGACAACGCCGCCGAUCCCGCGACGAUCGCCGACGGCGAAGAGUGCGACGGAAAUCAGAACGUGCAAAACGCAACCGGAGAGUCCGACUCCCAGCCGUCCACGAACGAGACCACAACGACGACGACGACAGCGGCGGUCACCAUUGCCAACUCGAACGCGGAUCAGCCACAACAAAACCCGCCAAAGCGAUCCUCGUCCGGCACGAAACUGCCGGCCCACCUGAGCUGCGAGCUGAACCAGAACGUGCUGCGACGGAAUCUCAAACACAUCAAGAGCGAGUGCGCGCUGCUGCUGCGGCAGGUCAGCAAGGUGCGCGAGGACAACCGCAAGAGCGACGACAGCGUGGUGGCCAAAGUCAAGUACGACGAGCUGGAGGGCGAGUUGCGAACGCUCAAGCAGGAGCUGGAGUCCCGGCCGCGGUCGGACGAGCUGGACAAGAAGCAGCAGCAGUGCGAUAGUCUGAGCGAAAAUCUGGCCACGUUGCGGAUCGAGGCGGACGAGCUGCGGGCAUUGAACGAUCGCUGCCAGGACGAAAUGGAACGGAUGGAGAAUGAGUUGCUCAAGCAAAAGAACAUGGAGAACGAGAAGCACAGUGCAAUGGCGGCGCUCCACAAGCAGGAGGCGUUCUCGGUUGAGGAAGUCGUCGCCGUGGGGAAGGCUGAAGAAGAGGCGGUGCCAACGAAAGCGAUCGAAGUGGCGUCCGUUGAGACGCAAACCGAAGUCGAGGAACCGGUCGUUUUUAGCGCCGAUGUUAGCGAGAGUGAUGUAUCGAUAUGUUCGAAUCUGGGCGAGUUGGACGAAGACGAUGACGACGAUGAGGAGGACGACGACGAGAAGACGGAAACAAUCGACACUACCGAAAUAUUCGUGGGCCAAAAGUUGCUACAGCUGAACGAAAGUGGCCUCGAAACGACUGACUCAGCGACCAGCAAUAGCCAUAGCAUCAGCAUCAGCAGCAGUCCAAACGAUAGCAAUCUCAGUGUCGAGGAUGAGACGACGCCAGUGACGGUGACCGGCGGCGGAGAACCCAACGGAAGCAUCCUGGAACGGGUCGAGAAUCUGCCGCUGGAGAGCAGUAGCAUCGAGCACGAGCUGGAGCUGAUCAACCAUCCGGAUGUCCAGCGGGAGGAGGAACUGAUUGCAUUCAAGGAGAAAUAUACUCAUCUCACGCAGGAGAACAUCCGGCUCAACCAGCAACUGCAGAAGCUGAGCGACGACUUUAGCCACUUCAAGAGCAAAUCGGUCAUGAAUCUUCUGAUGUACAUAGCGCCCGUUAUUGUUAUCAUUGGUUAUUUACUGUUUAAUCGUGUAGUAUCGUAAAAGCAGCACUAGCAGAUAUUAUUUUGUUCAGUUUAGCUCAGUUGCAGAGAUUAGAGAAUUUAUAAAUAUUUAUUUCAACUUCAGCUAAAAGCAGAGCGAGAGAGCCAGAACAGGAUCUUCAUUUUCGUACUUUAUUUCGCGCGCCUUAAUCACACGAGUUAAAAAUUCAACGCACGAUUUGCAAAACUUCCCCUUCCUUUUUCGGCCAAUAGCUUUAAAAUUUAGGUUUCUUUUCUUUUAAUACAUGUGUCUGUAGUUAAAAUGUAUUUAUUAUAUCGCCCAGAACGAGAAAAUGUACUAACAGUUAUUUAGAGGAAACAAAAACAUGAAAAUCAGACGUGGAAAGUCGUGGCGCAGAAGGAGAAAACAGGAUCAACUCACUCUUCUUUCUGAACGCACGCGCGUGCAUAAUAAUAUUCAAGUAACGAUAGCAAGAAUCACUCUCUUUACAACAACAAAACCACACAACCGUACGAGUUUUAGAAUUACACACAUACACACUUUCCAAGUCCGGUGCGGUGUGGAAGUGGACGCGGACAAUUAUUACGCCCUAUAUCAGGUUAGCUUUUAUAAACUCACAACACCCACACAAACAAAUACACACACACAUUUAAUCUAUAGAGAAUACACGCGCUCCUAAACUAACGUAAAGCUUGAGAAAUUUGCGAAGGUGGUGAAAAUCAGGUCUUCAAACGCGAUUGAAUUGUGGUGUCGUCCUGAACAAGAUCAAAAUCUACAAAAAAUCCCAACUGUACAUUCUCCACACACACAAAAAAAAAAACGCCAUCCCGAAAAAAAAGAAAACUCGAAUAUGAAUCCCGAAGCUCGAGCAUUACACACGUUGUAGCAUAUAUAUUACAGACAAGAGUACAAACCCAGAGAGACGACCCGUGCGCAACACACACGACCUGCACGACACAUGACACGAGGGACAAAUAAUCGCGUGCGUAAGAUUUCUGCGUUUCAAGAGGAAGAGAGAGCCACGUAAAUCGUAAUAAUAAUAUGCCAAUGAAGAGAGUUGCUAAAACGAA